CGCUGAGGGCGCGCGCCGUGUUGCAGCGUAGGGAGCGUCGGCAGGGGCGGCAGGAGGGCGCGAUGGCAGCGGCGGCCGAGGAGGGCGCCGUGGACCUGGAGGAGCUGCGCAGCGUGCAUGUGCACCUACCCGCGCGCGCGCCGGAGGACGCGGGGGCCUGCGCGCUGGGGGCGCUGGGGGCGGCGGCCGGCUACCCCAUCGGCGUCCACUACUCGCGGGCGCCCGCCCCCGCGCAUCCCUACGCCCAUCCCUACGCCCACGCCGGCGCUGCGGCUGCAGGGAGCCUCAACAACGGCGCCAUGUUCAGCUCAGGGAGCAGUGCAACUCCUCUAACAGCCAAUGGAGGUCUUCUAGUGAAGAAAGUACCAAAUACAAAGGAUGUAUCCGAUACCAACCACAAACGGCCUAUGGUAUUAAGCCACUUACCUAGUCGGCCACCAGUAGACAUACAAUUCUCAGAUUUAUCUUAUUCCGUGCCAGAAGGACAUAAAAAAGGGUUCAACACUAUUUUGAAAGGCGUUAAUGGCAAGUUUCGAUGCGGAGAGCUCACAGCUAUCAUGGGGCCUUCAGGAGCAGGCAAGAGCACCCUCAUGAAUAGUCUUGCUGGAUACAAAACUUCUCAUUUAUCCGGCUCUGUUCGCAUCAAUGGCAAGGAACGCCAGUUGCGACGUUUCCGGAAAAUGUCUUGCUAUAUCAUGCAAAAUGAUCAACUAUUACCACACUUGACUGUAAAAGAAGCAAUGAAUAUCUCAGCAAAUUUAAAGUUGGGAAAAGAUGUGUCUCAAGCAGCAAAGAAAAUUGUUGUGGAAGAAAUAAUAGAGAUGCUGGGACUAGCGGAGUGUAAGGAUACCAAAACAUCCAACCUUUCUGGGGGUCAACGAAAAAGACUUUCUAUUGCAUUGGAACUUGUUAACAAUCCGCCAGUAAUGUUUUUUGAUGAGCCUACAAGUGGACUGGAUAGUGCCUCCUGUUUUCAAUGCCUCUCUUUACUCAAAUCACUGGCCAGAGGUGGUCGCACCAUCAUAUGUACCAUUCAUCAACCAAGUGCUCGACUGUUUGAAAUGUUUGACCAUCUUUAUAUUUUGACGGAAGGACAAUGUAUUUAUCAAGGAAGCGUUCAGGGCCUUGUUCCAUUCCUAUCAUCAUUAGGCUUCCAGUGCCCUAGCUACCACAAUCCUGCUGAUUAUGUAAUGGAAGUUGCAUGUGGAGAGCAUGGAGAGUGCAUACAUAAAUUGGUUAUGGCAGUAAAUAAUUCAAAGAGUAACAAUUUAAAUCAAAAGCAACUUCUAGCACCAAACACUCAUACCAUGUGUGUUUCUAAUGAAAUUCCAAAAGAACGUAGUGAAAGCUUACAGCACCCCAAUGGAAUGGCUAAGACCGGAAAUACAGGAGCUAUUUCAAAAUACAGUGUAACUUGCACAACAUCUUUGUUGGAUUCCGAUGAAAGCCUCACAAUAGGACACAGCACAGGAUUUCCUACAUCUGGUUAUCUUCAGUUUUACAUUUUACUAAAGAGAACCUUUCUCUCAACAUUACGUGACAAGACCUUAACUCUGAUGAGGCUGCUCUCACAUGCGGGAUUGGGCAUACUCAUUGGAAUGAUAUACUUUGGCAUUGGAGAUGAUGCAUCCAAAGUAAUUAGUAACUCUGGAUGCAUUUUUGCUUCUGUGCUUUUUCUCACAUUUAAUGCCAUGAUGCCUACAAUUCUCACAUUUCCAGUUGAGAUGGGAGUUUUUAUGAAAGAACAUUUAAAUUAUUGGUACUCGCUGAAGUCAUUUUAUUUCGCAAAAACAAUGGCAGAUUUGCCUCUCCAGUCUCUCUGCUCUGUAGUGUAUGUUACUAUAGUAUAUUUUAUGACAAACCAGCCUCAUGAUGCGACAAGGUACAUCAUGGUAUUAAACAUGUGUGUUCUUACAUCACUGGUGGCUCAAAGUUUGGGCCUGCUGGUAGGAGCAGGGAUGAGUAUUGAGAAUGGCAUUUUCUUUGGCCCAGCAUCAUCUGUACCCAUCAUUCUUUUCUCUGGGUUCUUUGUCAACUUCAGUGCUCUUCCAACGUAUAUGCAAUGGUUGCCCUAUAUUAGCUAUGUUCGGUAUGGCUUUGAAGGGACCAUGAUAUCCAUUUAUGGACAUGGAAGAGGAAAACUUAAAUGCUCAGAAGCAUAUUGUCAUUUCAAGAAUCCUAAGAAGUUCCUUGAGGAAAUGGACAUGGGAAAAUCUGAGUACUGGAUAGAUGCAGCAGCUCUAAUUGGAUUUUUUGUACUCAUACGAUUUGUAACAUACUGGGUAUUUCGUUGGAAGUUGCAUUCUAAGCGCUAACUUUCACUGACAUAUUUUUACAUUUUUCAAAACGUUUAGUACUAUACUAUAGCUUCUCCAAUAUUUUGAAUAAGCUAUAGAAAAAUACAUUAUAUUCUUAUGACACAAAUAUUUAGGUAAAUACCAUAGAGAAUCCUUUAAAGUGUAUCCAUUAUAUGGACAAACUACAAAGAUCAAAAAUUUUUUAGAUACAAAAAUAUAGGUUUAAUAUUUCUGCAAUGUUUUGUCAUCUUUACCUCAUUUAAGACAGAAUAACCUAUAUUUGGUCACUUGAAGCUUCUUGUAACACUUCCCAACAAGUUAUGUCAGUGUUGUGUUCCUUACCAUUUAGGAGCUCAAAGUUUUACUACUCAACAGCACUUCUAAAUAGAAAUAUACUAAUUUCCAAAUAAGUUUGUUAAAAAAAUAAAAUUAUUAUAAAUCAUUAAUUGAAAUGAGUGUAGUGCUUUUAAUACACUACUUCCAUUUAUUUAAUAACAGUAAAGCAAAUAUUUGGAUAUUGAUGUUGACAUGAUCAUUGUUAAUUAAUUUUAUUAAUUUCAUUUUUUUCUUUACCUGUUACGACAAUAAGCAACACAUGGCACAAGGUUAUGAAAACAGAAAGUUUUUUAUCACAUUCUAUCAUGAUGUAUAUGAGGUGCAUGUGCAAAAGUAAAGUAUGAGAGAAUGUAAAUGUUAAAUCUUGGUCUCUGAAAUUCACAUUUCAUAAUAUGCUUAUAAAUUUGUCACAUUUUCCUAAUAAAAGCUUCAAUGAUAUAUGAAUUCAAAUGUCCAUUAAUUCAGUGCAGAGAAUUUAAAAUCAAAGUCAACAAUCAGUUUUUGCACACUCGCCAAAUGUUUUCUUUACAUUACCAGGGAUUUUAAAAAGAAAGACAAAAUUGUCAACAAAAAAAAAAUUAACUAUGAUUUUCAUUCAUGAAACAAGAUUGAGUAUUGUUGAACUUCGUCUCUGUAUGGUUAUCUUAGUCACUAAAUAAUUCAUUCUAUAAUGUUCAAAGACGUGUAAAAAUAAUUGUGUAUCUUAAUACUUUGACACAACCAGUUAACCAUCGAAAAUAACUGCCCUAAAUUACACUUAGAGAAGAUAAGGGCAAUGUGAAUAAUAUUAUUAUUUAAAAUUCUCCACAAAGGAAACAUUUGGAGUUCAUACUCUUCUGAUUGAAGUGAAUAUGUAAUGUAUGACUUAACAUUUAAUGAUGGUCACCGACAUUUUCAACUGUUCUCAUUUAACAUUUGUACAUUAAAUAUAAGAUGAGAACAUUCUUCAUAAAAUAUUCUUUAAGAAGCUUCGUGAUCUGUAAAUGCAUAUUGAUUUACAUGAAGAAAGUAGACAAUGACAUUCCAACAUUUAAUAAAAUGAUUUCUUCCUGAAUUAUUACAGAACCAUUAAUCCUGAAAUAAGACUAAACACUUGUUAAUUCAUGAUUUAGUUUUUUAAGAAAUAUUUUCUAUGCAAUUGAAAAUAAACAUAAUUGGCAAUUUACAUUUACUUAAAAAAGUAGUUUAGUAACCUAUUCCUUAAUUAUUCCUGCAAAACAUCAUCAAAAAAUUUAACAAAAUGGCAAUUUCAGACAAAGAAUUCAGUACAAAUGGUUACAAUUCACAGAACUAGAGGUACCUGUACAUUUGCAAUUUUGUUCAUUAUAUCAAUCAAAUAAUUUAUUUUUUAAUAUAAAAUUGUCUAAAAGGGAUUUUUAUAAUUUCUUAUGUGCCAUGUAUACUCUACUAUCAGUCAUGAAUGUUAGGUCCAGUUCAUAUAUUAUUACCAAAUUAUGACUGUUAGGACCUACCAUUUUUGGCAAAUAUGGAUAAUAUGCAUGAUUAAUAAUGAUUUAUAUUUGAAACACAUUAAAUUAUCAAAAAACAUAACAAUAUUGGUGGCUCUAUGUACCUGUUAUUUGAUUCCUUCUAGCAAAAUAUUGCAACAGAUAAAAUGAAUCAUGAAGCCAAUUAAUAUUAUCACAAUAUUUUUGUAUUUAAUUUAAUGAAUGUUCAAACUUGUAUUCAGGUUAUCAAUCCAAGAAUGCCGCUUACUUUUACCAAGAUUGUAACUAGGUACAAAAUGUCCAUGAUUUUGAAAGCUUUCAAUGAGAUGUUACAGAAAAAAUGUGCAUUAAAUAAUUACAAAGCUAUUUCCACAGUAUUUUGAAAUAUCACGCGACACUUAGUCUUAGUUACACAAAGAUUUUUCUCUAAUCUAAUUUAAAUAGAGUUUACUGUUAAUUUGCUCUACAUAAUAAUUAAUUGCUCUUAUUAAUAAGACAUAUGAAUUGUACUUGAUAAAUAAUGUAACUUAUGAGUAUGAUUUUCUCUCUGCAACAUUGGAAAAACAUUGUAAUUAAAACGAUCAUAAGAUUCAUAGAGGCAAGAUAAGAUAGGACAGAAUUCAACUAUAAGUAUUCAUUCCAAGAUUUAUACAGUGAAUCAUGAGAACUGAAUAAAAGGUGAAUAUUUAACACGCCAACACACCAAACAGGAACUAAAAACCAAU
Molecule: messenger RNA, 4806 nt
Organism: Gryllus bimaculatus (two-spotted cricket)
Lineage: Eukaryota; Metazoa; Arthropoda; Insecta; Orthoptera; Gryllidae
Source: the annotation of a GenBank genome assembly